UUAGCGGCAAAGGGAAAAGGGCAGGCGCGGUCAGUCGGUAGGAGAAAGCAACGCUUGAAGCCGAGGAGGAUACCGGGAAGCUGAACCUUCGCCAUGGCUUGGCCUCUGGCUGCAGGACUUGGGAUCUUGCUCGUUUUGAGCUGCAUAAUUUUUGGAAAUGGACUUCAUGUAGAGAUUCUUGGUGGCAAAAGUGAUCAGCUGUCAAGUACAAACAGCCUAAUGAGGCAGAAGCGAGAAUGGGUUGUUCCACCUGCAGUCAUCACGGAAGGGCAGGACAACUCCAAGAGGAAUCCAAUUGCUAGAAUACGAUCUGAUCUUGAGGGUAUACCAGGAGUAGUUAUCACGUACAUAAUUUCUGGUCAAGGGGUCACAGAAGCACCAUAUGGAUUGUUUGUUAUGAAUGGAAAAACAGGAGAACUGAAUAUCACUGGAAUAGUUGAUCGGGAACAAACACCAAUGCUCCAUCUAAAAGGUUUGGCUAUCAAUUGGAAUGGUACUUACAUGGAAAAACCAUUAGACCUGAGAAUUAAAGUUCUGGACAUAAAUGAUAAUAGCCCAGUAUUUUCAGAAGAAGUUUUUGUGGGCUCUGUUGAAGAGUUAAGUGAUGUAGGUACUGUUGUGAUGAAGAUAAAUGCAACUGAUGCAGAUGAGCCAAAUACCCUCAACUCCCAAAUUGCCUUCAGGAUUAUUUCUCAAGAGCCCAGUGAACCUCCUGCAUUUAUAAUUAACAAAGCAACCGGCUUGAUUCAGACUGCCACGUUCCAGCUUGACAGAGAGGUACACAGUAGCUACUCCUUAAUUGUGGAGGCAAAAGACCGGAAUGGAGCUGCAAUUGGGUUAGGGAAAGAAACCUCCGUACAGAUCAAACUUUUAGACGUCAAUGACAAUAUUCCAGUUCUUGAGAAAGCCACGUAUGAAGGAAAUGUUCAGGAAAACAUGGCAAAUGUGGAAAUCAUGCGACUGAAGGUCUUCGACAAAGAUGAGGAAUUCACCGACAACUGGCUAGCACAGUUCGAAAUUGUGUCAGGCAAUGAAGGAGGCUAUUUCCAUAUCGAAACAGAUUCUCAAACCAAUGAAGGAAUUUUGACCCUUGUUAAGGAAGUUGAUUAUGAACAACUACAGACAAUGAACUUAAAUAUUGUUGUGUCUAACAAAGCAGCAUAUCACAAAUCAGUUACUAGUAGUGGUUACCAAGCACAACCAAUUCCAGUUAAAAUUAAUGUGAUAAAUGUAAAGGAAGGUCCUGUGUUUAAGCCCCAAACGGUGAUAAUUAAAGCAAACAGAACAAUGACAGUGAACCAGAGUCUGGGAAGGGUUGCAGCAUGGGAUGAAGACACUGGAAAAAUAGCAGAACGUAUCAGGUAUGCCAAAGAUCGUGAUGUUGAAAACUGGUUUACAAUAGAUUCUAAAACUGCUGAAAUCAAGCUUAUUAAAAUACCUAGAUUCGACUCAUCUUCUCUAGUCAAUGGUAGUUACAUUGCAACAAUUUUGGCUAUAACUGAAGAUUUCCCUUCAAAAACUGCAACAGGCACCAUCGCUAUUCAAGUACAGAAUAUUAAUUUCCAUUGUCCAACUAUCAUAACACGGGCAACAGCCAUCUGUGCUGAGGAAAAGUUCGCUAACAUCACUGUUGAAGAUCAUGAUGUUUAUCCAUAUGGUGGUCCUUUCACUUUAACUAUUAUCGAUGAGCCUGAAAGAAUGUCAGACAAAUGGGCUAUUGGCCAGGUACAUGGAUCUAGAGCACAGCUUGUACCAGUGGAUGUGCAUCCUGGCAAUUAUGCUAUUUCCAUUUUGGUGAAAGAUAACCAGGGUUUCAGCUGUGUUGACAAACAAAUUGUUCACGUCUCUGUUUGUACUUGUGGGAAAGAUGGAGUCUGCGUAGGAGAGAAAAUUGUUGGCUCUUCGGUUGCACUAGGACCUGUUGCAGUUGCGUUGAUGAUCCUGGCACUCUUGUUGUUGCUGUUGUUGCCCCUCUUGCUGCUCCUGUGUCGCUCUGGGGCAGCGGCUAAGAAAGGCUUUGCAGCUAUACCUGAUAAUAGCGAAGAAAUGUUGCGUAACUGGAACAGUGAAGGGGCAGCUCCUGAAAACAAGGCAAUCCUAAACCUCGUCUCUCCCCCUGCAUUGGACAACUCGGGGUUUGGAGCAGCUGCAGUGGGUGUAGGAGCAGCAGCCACACUGGGUGGUGGCUCUUCUUCAAUGUUGAAAGACAGUUACAACAAUGUCAAAGUGACCAACAGACAAUGGGAAGAGCAACGAGCUCUUAUGUCUGGUGCAGGUUAUGGUGGCAUGGAAUCAGGGGGUGCAUCAGGCAUGGCAGCUGGAGGAGGCAUGGCAGCCAGAGGUACCAUGGUAAUGGGCUCUAGAGGAAUUAUGGAUGCUGGAGGGGCUGUUGCCAUGGAAACUGGAGGAGCUGUGAAUGAAGAUUUCUUAAGGAGUUACUUCAAUGAGAAAUAUGUUGCUUUUGCUGAUGAAGAUGAAGGUCACCUUGCAAAAGACUGCCUAUUACUUUACUCUCAGAAGGAGGAAGGAGGCUCUACCCAUGGCUCUAUUGGCUGCUGCAGCUUUAUUGAAGAUGAAUUUGAUGACAGUUUCCUGAAUGACUUAGGAGAUAAAUUUAAGACUCUGGCUGAGAUCUGUGUGGGUAAACGCAUGGGCACAUUAGCUGGGCAGCACGGUUCUCAAAUCCUGAAAGAUACAGUGGAUGAAGUGGAUGUACAUGGUUUGAGUUCAAAGCACAACUAUUCUUCAGCCUCUGGCUACCAACUACCUGAAACCACAAAAGCUUUUGGUGCAGAUACUGUAAUGGAAGAGCUGGUAACUGAGUCAGCUUUUUCAUCCAGAUCUGGCCUCCAGCCACCUAAGCCUAUGCCUGACCCCAUGUUAAGCAGCAAUGUUGUUGUGACAGAAACAUCUUAUGGGGCAGCACCCCCUACAGUGAUCCUGGACCCUCAAAUGGAAAAUGUCGUUGUGACAGAGAGGGUGCUUGCUCCUGCUUCCAGCUUGCAGGAAGUGUUGGAAAUACCUCAUGGAGUCUUUCACGAUCUCCCAGAUUCAAAGUACGUUGUAGUGAGAGAAAGGGAAAGGGUUCUUGUACCUAGCUCUAACCUACAAGCUUCCUUAAGUAUCCCCAAUUUAUCAGAAGGACAGAACAUGAUAGUAACUGAAAGUACAGUUUCAUCCUCCUCUGGUUUGCAGGCUGCAAGUACACAAAGCAUGACAGAGCCAGCCAUGUAUUCUGGCAGUGAUAGGCACAAACACAUAUUGAUCUCAGAUCCCCUUUUUCACCAAGGCAGCACAGAGGAAGUACUUCCUCUGGGUUCUUCUUUGAGCAAGUCCUCACGGCUCACAAAAUACAGCUCUGUGCAAUAUACUCGUUCCUAAAUGCUAUAUUUUCAUCCAUCAUUUUAUAGUUACAGGUGACAUUGAUAAGAGUAGUGGCUUGUUUUUCUCAAAAUCUGAAUAGGUUGCCUUGGUCUUCCCACUGUACUUUCUCAAAAAUAGCAUGUCAGGAUUAAAAGAACUACUGGAAGUGGCUACUCAUGGGCUAGAGCAGGAGUCACUGUGGGAAGCUGGGAGGGGAACAUAGUUGUGAAUUUCCUGUGUAGUGCAGGAGUUGAUGAGAUGACCUUUGAAGUAUCUUCUGGUACUCUGUUUAUAUGUUGCAUACAUGAAAAUUAUUUUAUUAAGAAAAUGAAAUAUGCUUCUUAAUGUAGGUAUAUAGCUAUAUACAUUUUAGGAUCCAAGGAAUAGCUCAGUCAGAUUAAGCUAGUUAUGCAGCAGACUUUUAAUAGCUGUUUCUCACUAACUUGUAGUGUGAUCCUAAAUACGUUGAAUUAAAAUUAAGUUACAAUGAGUUUAUACAAUUUAUUUCAUAGUACAUAUGUUAAAGAUUAUUUUUACUGUUGCCAAUGUACUUGAAUUUUAAUUUAGUAGGGGUAUUGCCUUCGAAGUUGCAUUGUCUUAACUGUCAGAACUGUCUCGUUUACCUGAAUUCUUAAUCAGGUUGUUUGAUAGCAAUAGGAAGUGUGUCUGGUAGAUUAACAAGUAUUAUCACCAUUUCUAGCCUACAGUUUUUCACACAUUUAGAAGUAAACACAUGUAAAACUUGAUGGAUUGAGAAAAAGCAGUUUGGUUCAGUCUUUUUUCUUUACCAGUCACUAAAACGAGCUCUAAUAUUUUGCAGAAAUUCUCAGAGUCAUCAGUUAAUGUGUAUCCCCUAGUUUUGCACAUGGAUUACUUUGAGAUGAAGCAUGAUAGACCAGAAUAGAAAUUAUUUUCUGUCAGGAAGUGAGGUAUCUGCAGGUGUACAUCAUACCUUCCAUACAUCCAUCUGCUUUGCCUCUGAGUUGGCAAAUGGAGAGUUGGUUUAUGCUCUGUGCAGAUAGUUUUGGCCAGUGGAGGCAUAGAGAGGGGAGUUGAUUAUCCUUAAUACACAUCACAGAAACCAUUGCAAAGAAUGGGGGAAAUUAUUCAUUUAUCCUGCUUUUCUGCAUCCCAACAUGGUGUAGUAGUUAAGAGCAGGUGAACUCUAAUCUGGAAAACUGGGCUUGAUUCCCCACUCCUCCACAUGAGUGGCAGAUUCUUAUGUUUCCCCACUCUACAUUCCUGCUGGGUGACCUUGGGCUAGUCACAGUUCUUCGGAAGUCUCUCAGUCCCCCCUACCUUAGAAGGUGACUUUGGUGGGGAGAGGAAGGGAAAGAAGUUUGUAAGUUGCCUUGAAUCUCCUUCCAGGAGAGAAAGGUGGGGUAUAAAUCAAAACUCUUCUUCUUCACCAUCAUUUGCAAGUUCCUGGUUCAGCAGGUUUUUUGAAAGGUUUCACACAUAUUUCACUGCUUCUAGUGGUCAAUUUUAUAACACACCCAAUUUUAUCAAGACUAAAAAGCUGCUGGUUAACUCAGCAAGGAAAUAAACUAGAUUUAAUAGUGUUCUGUAUCAAAUUAACCACUAGAGGAAGCAAAGUACAUUCGGGAUUUAAAGAAACACAGAAGAAACCAGGAACUUUGAGAUAAGGAAAAAGAGAAUGCAGAAAAGGCUUUGCUGUCCAAGUAACACUCAGAAAGUGGGAGAUUAGUUUAAUAUUAUGCUCAACUACAGUUCUUCCAAGCAUUAUUUGUAUAGGAAAGAAUGAGUAAGGCCAGUGAAGCUUUAUAUCAAUAACAGAUACUGUGCUCCUUUUGUAUGAUGUAGAUCUGGCAUUCUGUUGGAAACUAUGAAUGUUCCUAUUUAACAACCAUAGCCAAUAAUGAAUCCUUAUUUAAAAACUCCAUGUGAGCUGUAAUGCAUUCAGGGAAUAUCCCUGUUUACAAAGAAUGUCCCAACCAUUUCAGCAACAACAGCUGGUCUUUGUAUGUGUAUUUGUGCAUUUAUAUCAGCUUCUUCCAUUCUGUACAUGCAAACCAAAAAAAACCCACCCUGUUUGUGUAAGUGUACACAAAGAUACAGUCAUGCAGUCGAUCACAAAUUUUGCAAGUACAUUGUGCAUCAUCAGGGCUAGAACCAGGCUGGUUCAAGGGAUAUUAGAUACAGAUCAGGGAAACACAUGUUGAGAUUCCCGCUCAUGUUGGAUGCCCUUAGUUGCUCUCUUUACCUAUAUAUACAAAUAUAUAUAUAUAUAAUUGAAAAAAGAAAAAAAAUGAGAUAAAAAGUUUCAAUCAUGGCAAAUAUUUUGAUAAAAUACAUGUACCUUAAUUUUUUUAAAGGACAAGUCCUUUUUCAAGUCUACUGUUUUUAAUACAAGUAUUCAUCCAAUAAAUGAUACACAGGGGUUCGUAAUCAAUAUGGGAAUAAUAGAUGUGUCCUUGUUUUCCUACCCAUUAAGAAUAAGUAUUUCUUAUUGCUGGCUUCUUCUUAUAUGAAAAACAUGGAUUUCUGUAUAUACAGCUUUGUAAUAUUUUUAUAUAACUGGACUUGGUUUUGCACUAUUGUCAUACAUGGGGUAGGGCUGUGUUGUACUUUUGAUAACAUUUGAAAUAAAAGGGAUACAUAAAA
Sphaerodactylus townsendi is the source of this 5988-nucleotide messenger RNA. RefSeq names its product desmoglein-2-like. The record is from RefSeq and is a predicted model, not a curated record. Lineage: Eukaryota; Metazoa; Chordata; Lepidosauria; Squamata; Sphaerodactylidae. The coding region runs from base 94 to 3381 and encodes 1095 amino acids. Gene Ontology annotation, molecular function: calcium ion binding. The transcript is spliced from 15 exons. Gene Ontology annotation, cellular component: plasma membrane; desmosome. Gene Ontology annotation, biological process: homophilic cell-cell adhesion.